Molecule: messenger RNA, 7872 nt
Organism: Vombatus ursinus (common wombat)
Lineage: Eukaryota; Metazoa; Chordata; Mammalia; Diprotodontia; Vombatidae
Gene: IGSF10
Product: immunoglobulin superfamily member 10
Exons: 6
Coding region: 1-7872 (2623 amino acids)
Molecular function (GO): protein binding
Source: RefSeq, a predicted model, not a curated record
AUGAAAGUAAAAGGCAAAGAACUCCCUCCCUUGCUGGCCUCUCUGGUCAGUGUCUGCCUGGCCACCCUUCCCUACGGCAGUGCCUGCCCCCGCCGCUGUGCCUGUUAUGUCCCUACAGAGGUACACUGCACGUUCCGGUAUCUCACCACCAUCCCAGAUACCAUCCCUGCCAAUGCAGAACGCAUCAACCUGGGUUACAACAGCUUGAUUAAACUAACUGAAACAGACUUUAUUGGCCUGCACAAGCUGGAGUUGCUGAUGCUGCACAGUAAUGAGAUUCGUGACAUCCCAGACAAGACAUUUACAGACUUACAUGCCUUACAGGUUUUAAAAAUGAGCUACAAUAAAGUCAGAAGACUUCACAAAGAUACCUUCCAUGGCCUUAGGAGCUUGACUCGGCUCCACCUGGACCACAACCACCUGGAGUUUAUAAACCCAGAGACCUUUUAUGGACUCACCUCCCUUCGGCUUGUGCACCUGGAAGGAAAUCUGCUCACCAAACUCCAUCCCAAUACCUUUGUCUCUUUGAGCUAUUUCCAGAUAUUUAAAAUCUCAUUCAUAAGGUACAUCUAUUUGUCAGACAACUUCCUGACCUCCAUCCCACAGGAGAUGAUUCUGUAUAUGACUGAACUGGAGAGCAUUUACUUGUAUGGAAACCCUUGGAUAUGUGACUGUGAGCUAAAUUGGCUUCCAGACUGGAUACAGCAGAAUCCAGAUACAGUAAAAUGCAAAAGAGACAGAAGUUCCUCCACUCUUCUGCAAUGUCCACUAUGCACAAAUCCUAAGAAAUCCAAAGGCAAACGCUUAGCUGAGAUCUCAGCUGAAUCCUUGACUUGUGUUAAGCCAACCAUUGACUCUGCCUUGAAGAUGAAGAACCUCACUCUACCAGAAGAGGGCGACUCCAUAUCUCUCCUGUCCAAAGACUUUGUGGCACCCCUUGGUUUGAUAACUAUGAAUUUGACAGACCAGUCUGGGAAUGAAGCUAAUUUGGUUUGCAAUAUUCAGAAGCCUUCUAAGACAUUACCUGUUUCAUUUGCUGAAGAGAGUGGCUAUGUCACACUGAAUACGUCAUUUUCCACCUUCCUUGUAUGUAACAUAGAUCACCACCACAUCCAGCCACUGUGGCGAAUUCUAGCCAUGUAUAGUGAUUCUCCACUGAGGCUAGAAAGAGCACUUUCCCUUACCCAAACACCCCAACUGACUCAGACAUAUAGACAGAUUACUGCAAGGAAUGAAGACAUUUUUACUGAUAUAAAAGCAGAACUAAGAGCUGAUCCAUCGUGGCUGAUGCAGGACCAGAUAUCGCUACAACUAGAUAGGACUGUGACCACCCUCAGCACUCUGCACAUUCGGUAUCUGGUGGAUGCCCAUGUCACUGUACCACAUGAAAAAGAAGGGCAAAUCAAGCACAAGUGGGCUAUGAUUUCCAGAGAUAAUACUACUAAGUUGGAGCGUACUGUUUUAGUGGGUGGGACCAUGGAACUGGAUUGCCCAGCCCAAGGAGAUCCCAGUCCUCAUCUAGAGUGGGUUCUUGCAGAUGGGAGCAAAGUGAGAGCCCCUUAUAUUAGUGAGGAUGGGAGAAUCCUAAUAGAUAAAGCUGGAAAGCUAGAACUGCAGACAGCUGAUGGCUUUGACACUGGCCUCUACCACUGCAUCAGCACCAAUUAUGAUGAUGCAGAUAUCCUCACAUAUAGGGUUACAGUGGUGAAUCCAAACGUGGGUUCUCAUCACAUAAAUGGGGCUCCACAUGUGAGUUCUUCUGGAGAGACACUUGACCUUCCAUGUCGGUCCACUGGGAUCCCAGAUGCCUCUGUCAGUUGGGUUCUCCCUGGAAACAUUGUACUUCACCACUCCAUAGGAAACAAGCAAAUUCUCAGUGAUGGCACAUUGAGAAUAUUGAAGGUCACUGAAGGAGACAGUGGUUAUUUUCGAUGUGUAGCAGCUAAUCCAUAUGGUGUGGAUUUUUUGAUUUUCCUAGUAUCAGUAGACAUGAAAGGGAACAAUCUUGAAUAUCAAGAUAGAGAAGCUGAUGGCUCUGGGAAAGAGGAACCUAAAGCCACUACCACAAACCUCAAGGAACCAUCAGUGGUACAAAACACAGUGCCUCUAGGGGCUGAUAUGACAAAACAGGACAUUUCAAAUCCAAGUAAAAGGCAGAAUUACAGUGAGCUGAUGUAUCGCCGCCAUGGAGAUCCAAUAAACAGACGUUUUAGGGAACGUAGGAGACAAUUUCCUCCUUCUGCUCGAAGGCUUGACCCAAGACAAUGGGCAGCAUUUUUGGAAAAAGCUAAAAAAAUAGCCACACCAGACAAAGUAGGAAGUGCCAUAACCACACCCCCUACACAAGUCACUGUACUGUCAGAACUCCCUGCAGAUGGAGAAGAAUCAUCGGGCGUCUUGCCCCCAGAUGAAGAGUUCAUGCUUUUGACAACAAGAGCUCUGGAGACAUCAGCAAGUCCAGUGACUACAGAUCCCAUAACACCCCCAGGCAGCUCUGAAACCAGUAUCACUCCUGGUACAGAAGCCUUGCCAAUAGUCAGUCCACAGACUUCACAACCUGAAAGGCCUGAAGAACUCAUGUCAAAUACAAAUUUAAAUCUAUCCACAUCUGUUUCAACACACUUUACCCUAAGCACAUCAAGUAAUAUGCAAGGCAUCACCACUCAACAGCUACCUACCAUCUCUUCUCUGAUGUCUGUUCCAAUCAAAAUCUUGAGAAAUGAGAAGCCUUUAUGGGAAAGAAAUGAACACUCAAAAAGCAUGCCCACAAUGUUAGGAGAUGAUAUUAGUAGAGAUAGCAAUGUCAAUAUAUCUGGGAACCCUCGUGGAAAAGAUCAUGUAUUUAGAGACUCUGUUGAUCAAAUCUCUCAUCACCACCUAACCGUAAUAACAGAGAAUGAGCCAAAUAAUGAUCAUUUUUAUUCCCAUAUCACUCAAAAAACUCUUAUCUCUAAGUUUCCCACAGACUCAACAAUGAUGAUGCAAAAUCAAGUUUGGGCCAUCAGUGAUGUAACUACCACUACCCCACUAAUGAGACAUUAUGGGAGACGGAGGAAAAUUUGGGGCAGGAGGAGAAUUAUUAGCCCAGGUAGAAUCCCAAACGUCAGAGGACACAGAUACCCCUUUUUGAGACCAAGAUUCAAGGUUCUACCUGAAGAAAGGAUGCCACUGCUCCCAACAGAACUUGAUAUGAAGUGCCCAACAUGUACACCUGGAAUGAUGCCCACUACAGCUCCUUCUCAUUUGCUUCUUCCAAGUGCUGAAUAUACCACCCUCCCCAAAAUGGAGUCUGCAAAAGUGGUAUCAGUGCCUACUACUCCAUACCCAAACCCAGCAUCUGAACUUGAAGAGGUAGAUAAGCCUUAUAUAGAAUUAGAGAAAACAACCCCUGUAAUGAGAUAUUUCAGUGCAGAAAGCACACAUGUAACUCCAAAGAAUGAAUUGAAGACCCUUGCCACUAUGCCCCUGGAUACAGAAAAAAGCUUUUCAAUGAACAUUAGUCAUCCAGCUUUGUUUAGCACUAUCCCCAGUACCAGUGUGACUAAGAAAGGUGCAUCCAAUCCCACAACUCAUUCAAGUGUGAUCUCUGUCUCCUCUACUCCUAGUAUGAGAACUUUUACAAGAGCUUUUAGAAGAAAAAUUCCUUGGCACCAAAUUUUUGUGAACAAUUAUGUCCAAAGAGAAAUGCCUAAGAAUCUCAAUCAAUCCAGUCCACAAACAAGCACAGUCACAGUUCCUCCUAAAAUGUCCCUGGUCAUGCCCCCUGAUGGAGGUUCUUUCCAUUUCACAACUCUCUCAUCAAAGGAGAUGCAAAUCCCAGCUAUAACUCAGAAAUUCACUCAUAAGGAUAGCAUUCCUGAAGGAGCCACCCCUGAGAAUGUCCUGACAAUGACAGAUCUUCCAACUUUGCUUUUUUACCCUAAUACUGCAAGUAUCAAAAGCUUACCUAGCACAGACGGUUUUAUGCCAAUACAUUCUCUCCCUACCAUCUACACAUCUGACACUGUCAUCAGAAGUCAAACAGCCAGACCUGGAAGAUGGAAAGGGCAAAGACAAAGGCGACCACAGAAAAAUAUUAUGACCCCACAGGGCAUUACUGAGUUUGAGAAUUCUGUUACUAUUUCAUCGGGAACCACAGCCCCUCCUAAUGUAAUGAUAGUUCAACCUUUAGUUAAUCCCAGCAUCUUUACUAUGACUCAAUCUCCUUCAGAGGGCACGAAAGGAAUUCCAACUUCAAAUAGCCUUAAUCCACUAACUCUUAAUGCUACAGACAUAAAUGAAGAGGUAGCUAAAACAAGUACUCAGACACUAGCAAAGACAACUGAUACUAGUAUGACCUUACCCAGUAAAACACUGCAAAGUACUCUUGCUAGCAAAACACCAUUCCUGAGAAUUAACAAUAGCACAGAAGUACCCAAAGCUACCUCCGUUCCCUUCUCCAGAAGCGAAGUAACUGACCAAGUGCCAAUCACACUCUUUGGGAUGAUGGCUCAUAAUGAGCCAAAGCCACAGGAAACCUCAAGUCUCCAUAUUGACCAGAACAUGUCUGGGUCUGAGACUGAAGCACCUUCUGGAUCAUAUCCCCAAACAGAGUCCUCUUUUAGAACAACACCCUUUAUCUAUGCUGAUCUAUAUCCCAUGCCAGUACUGCCACUAACAACAGUUGAACCACAAAGCUCCAAGGAUAAGAUUACUCCUCUCUGGACAGAAAACCUAUUUUGGCAUCAAUCAUAUCCAGAAAUUGCUGACAGAGGCAAAAUACCAGUAGCAAAUAUGUUGACCACAAUAAAGUUUUCAGAAAGCACCACUCAACAUACUCCAAAGUGGGGAGGUCAGAAAGAGAAUGUAAUCAAAAGUAGCCUUGAUCAGACAGCAGUUCAAGAAACAGCUACUGCCAAGCCCCUAAUAUUUGGCUCUCUGUCUAGAAAUAGAUUUGAAAAGCCAAGGAUAGUUGGAGGCAAAGCAGCUAGUUUUACAGUGCUGGCUAACUCAGAUGCCUUCAUCCCCUGUGAAGCCACUGGUAAUCCUUCCCCCACUAUUCACUGGACCAGAGUUUCAUCAGGAAUUGUUUUAUCUGAAGAAAUGCGAGAGAGCAGAUUUGAAGUAUUCUCUAAUGGUACUCUCUUCAUUCAGAAUGUGAAGAUUCAGGACCGUGGACAGUACCUGUGUGUGGUUGCCAAUCAGCAUGGCUCCGACAGACUUCAUGUCACUUUGUCAGUGAUAGCCUAUCCUCCUAGGAUCCUGGAAGGCCGAACAAAGGAAAUUACUGCCCAUUCUGGUAGUUCCGUGGAGGUAAAAUGUAGAGCUGAAGGAAGGCCUACCCCCAAAAUUUCCUGGAUUCUAGCAAAUCAAACAGUGGUUUCAGAAUCAUCUCAGGGAAACAACCAGGCAGUGGUGAAAUCUGAUGGGACUUUGGUUAUCAACACACUCACUGUUUAUGACCGUGGAGUUUACACCUGCAUGGCCAAUAACCCAGCUGGGAUGGAUUCAUGGCUGGUUAAGAUACAAGUUGUUGCUGCACCACCAAUUAUCUUGGAACAAAAGAGACAAUUUAUCACUGGGAUAUGGGGUGAAAAUUUGAAACUGCCCUGUACAGCUAAAGGAAACCCUCAGCCUAGUGUUUACUGGGUCCUUUUUGAUGGCACUGAAGUGAAACCUUUACAAUUUAUAAAUGCCAAGUGGUUCCUGUUUCCAAAUGGGACUCUUUAUAUACGAAAUAUAGCCUCUUCAGACAGGGGUAACUAUGAAUGCAUAGCUACCAGUUCCACUGGUUCAGAGAGAAGGGUAGUCAACCUAAUAGUAGAAGAGAGAGACACCAUUCCCAGGAUAGAAACUGCCUCCCAAAAACUGACUGAAGUGAACUUUGGAGACAAAUUGUUACUGAACUGUUCAGCUACUGGAGAACCCAAGCCCAGAAUAAUCUGGAGGUUACCAUCCAAGGCAAUUGUGGACCAAUGGCACAGGAUGGGCAGUCGGAUCCAUGUUUAUCCCAAUGGGUCCUUGCUUAUUGGGGCUGUCACCGAAAAGGAUGCAGGUGAUUAUUUGUGUGUGGCCAGAAAUAAAAUGGGGGAUGACCUGAUUUUGAUGAAAGUUAGCCUGAGAAUGAAGCCUGCCAAAAUUGACCACAAGCAGCAAUUCAAGAAGCAAGUGCUACAUGGGAAGGACUUCCAAGUCGACUGCAAAGCGUCAGGCUCCCCUGUGCCAGAGAUAUCUUGGAGUCUGCCAGAUGGAACGAUGAUAAACAACGUUAUGCAAGCAGAUGAUAGCAGGAGACGGACUCGGAGAUACAUCCUUUUUGACAAUGGUACUUUGUAUUUCAACAAAGUUGGAAUUGCAGAGGAGGGAGAUUAUACCUGUUAUGCACAGAACACUCUAGGGAAAGAUGAAAUGAAGGUCCACCUGACAGUCGUUACAGCUGCCCCUCGGAUAAGACAAAGCCACAAGACUUACAUUAGAGUGACUGCUGGGGAAACUGCAGUGCUUGUCUGUGAGGUCAUUGGGGAGCCCAAGCCCCAAAUAUUCUGGUUGCUCCCAUCCAGUGAUAUAAUUUCAUCUUCUACUGACAGAUACCUGUUGUAUGAUAAUGGAUCAUUAUCUAUAGGCAAAGUAAAGUUGCUAGAUUCUGGAGAGUACAUGUGUGUUGCACGAAAUCCAAGUGGGGAUGACGCAAGAAUGUAUAGACUGGAUGUAGUCUCCAAGCUACCCCUGAUCAAUGGCCUAUAUUCCAACAAAACGGUCAUCAAAACAACAGCCGUGCAGCACUCCAAGAAACACCUGGACUGCCAAGCAGAAGGAACACCUCCACCAGAAAUAAUGUGGAUUAUGCCAGAUAACAUUUUCCUCACAGCACCAUAUUAUGGAAGCAGGAUCACUGUCCAUAAGAAUGGCACCCUAGAAAUAAGGAAUGUCAGGCUCACUGACACUGCCGAUUUUAUCUGCAUUGCUCGUAAUGAUGGUGGAGAGAGUGUCCUGGUUGUGCAGCUGAAGGUGUUAGAAAUGCUACGACGACCGACGUUCAGAAAUCCAUUUAAUGAAAAAGUUGUGGCUCAGCCCGGGAAGCCCAUGGCACUAAAUUGUUCUGUUGAUGGAAAUCCACCCCCAGAAAUCAUUUGGCUUUUACCUAAUGGCACGCGAUUUUCUAGUGGAAGCUCAAAUUCCCGGUAUCAACUAGGAAGAAAUGGCUCCUUGAUUAUUAUUAAGCCAACAAGGGAUGAUGCAGGGAAAUAUCGUUGUGCUGCAAGAAAUAAAGUUGGCUACAUUGAAAAACUAAUUAUAUUGGAAAUUGGCCAGAAACCCGUUAUUCUUACGUACGUGCGGGGAAUGAUACAGAGCAUCACUGGGGAGUCUGUAUCCCUUCAUUGUAUGUCUGAUGGAAGCCCUAAACCAAACAUCGUCUGGACAGCGCCCAGUGGUCAUGUGAUAGACAGGCCUCAAAUUAACGGAAAAUACACAUUACAUGAAAAUGGCACAUUAGUCAUCAACAAGGCCGCUCCUCACGACAGAGGAAGCUAUGCAUGUAAAGCUCAGAACAGCAUUGGUGAGGCAGUGAUCACCAUUCCAGUCAUGAUCAUUGCCUACCCGCCCCGGAUCACCAAUCGGCCCCCGAGGAACAUACGCGUGUUGACGGGAGAAGCCGUUCAGCUCCACUGUGUGGCUCUGGGAAUACCCAAACCAGAAGUCACAUGGGAAACGCCCGGCCACUCAGUGUUUUCUGCAGCAAGCAAAGCCAGGUCCAGCAGAAGUGAACUCCUUCAGCCACAAGGCACACUCAUCCUUCAGAACCCCAAGAAAUCAGAUUCAGGGACGUACACAUGCACAGCAAAGAAUCAGCUUGGGAGUGAUUAUGCAAGAACUUAUGUUCAAGUGAUCUGA